UCACUUCCUCUUACGCUGUUCAACUGAGUUACAGUGGAGAUAACUUUCUACAUAUAUUAUGUAAAUAAACGAUUUAGUGGUUUGAGUUUUAAAUGUUGUAGUGGAUCAGACAGUGAGAGAUGUCUCUCUGCAGCUCAGUGAUGAAGACUCUGGUUUUCUUCACAUGUUCUCUUCAUCUUUCAUCAGCAGUCACACACUCGCUGCAAUAUUUCUACACUGCAGUUACACCUGGAAUAAAUUUCCCAGAAUUCACUGCUGUGGGUCAGGUGGAUGGAGGACAGUUUGUGUAUUAUGACAGUAAGAGGAGAGAAGUUACAAAGAUGGAGUGGAUACAUGCUGAUGAUCCAGAUCACUGGAACAGACUCACACAGAUUGGGAAUGAACAUCAGGAGUUCUACAAAGCCCAUGUAGCUACACUAAUGCAGCGCUUUAAUCAGACUGGAGGAGUUCACACAAUGCAGCAGAUGUUUGGCUGUGAGCUCCAUGAUGACAACACCACUAGAGGAUACAGACAGGACGGUUAUGAUGGAGAAGAUUUCCUCAUUUUUGAUCUGAAAACUUUCACAUGGAUCGCUCCAACACCUCAAGCUCUGAUCACCAAGAACAAGUGGGAUAAUGAUCCUGGCUUUAAUAAUGACUGGAAGAGCUUCCUGGAGUAUGAGUGUAUUGACUGGUUAAAGAUGUACAUGUCUUUCAGCAGAGAGACUCUGGAGAGGAAAGAUCCUCCUACAGCAUCAGUGAUCCAGAAACACUCGCCUUCUCCAGAGGUGGUGUGUCACGCUACAGGUUUCUUCCCCAAAGAGGUGAUGAUCUCCUGGAGGAAGGACGGAGAGGACGUGAACGAGGACGUGGAGCUCAGAGAGACGUUACCCAACCAGGAUGGAAGCUUCCAGAAGAGAAGCAUUCUGAAAGUCCCAGCUGAGGAUCUGCAGAAACACACCUACACCUGCGUGAUUCAGCACAGCAGCUUGAAGGAGGAGUUAGUGCUAGAAGUACCAAAAGGUGGAGGACUGAUGCCUAUCAUCGUUGGUGUUCUCGUGGCUCUCGUUGUUCUCGUUGCCGUUGUUGCUGGAAUUAUGGUCUGGAAGAGGAAGAACUCUGGCUUCAAACGUGCUCCAUCUUCUGAAUUAGAUUCUUCCUCUGACAAGUCUUAAAGUGUGACUGUGUGUCUUCCUGCUGAACUGAGAGAGUAAGACAUGAUGAAAAAUUUUAGGGGAAACCUUUUAAGUAAAAAUGGUCUGUGAUGGUGUCAUAGCAAGUCACUUUCCAUUCUUCCUCUGGGAUCUCUCUCUCUCUCUCUCUCUCUCUCUCUCUCUCUCUCUCUCUCUCUCACACACAGAAACACACACACACACACACACACAAACACUGAUUUACUCAAUAAAAACACUUUAAUUGUGUUUUAACCCUUGUACGGUGUUUAUCAAAAGAAAAAUGAUAUGAUUGAUUAUUUUUUCAAACUCAAACUCAUUGGCCUUGGGUCAUUUUCUGUGAAGAACAUAUAUCAGAACACAUUUUCAAUGACCACACACUGUACACUCCCCCUACACAUUUAUAUUACAUACAGGAUGUUCGGCUCCACUGGACCCUGGGCUAAUAAAAGUGUGGAAAUUGUAGGUCCUGUGUACCUAUCCUCCUCCUGUCUGGGCCAGCUGUUUCUAUGUUUGUGUGUGUGUGUGUGUGUGCCUAAUGUAACCAUGGAUGAGCAAUUGAUGCCAUUUUGGGGUCGUUGCCCCUGUUAGGCAGUAUAUACCAUCUAAAUCUGCAAAAAAUAUUGGAUUAAAUAUCUGGGCUGUGAUGCCACUUCCUCGUAUGCUUGGAACUGCAACAAGUCUACACAGGGAAACCUGAUGGAGAAGCCCUUGAGAAGAGCCAUGGAAUGAGAGUUGCCCUGGACAUGACUCAAGGACUCAGUGGACACAACAUCAUAUGCGACAAUUUUUUACUUCGCACAAAUUGGGACAGGAACUCCUAAAGAGGAAGCUGACCAUGGUGGGAACCAGGGGCGUUGCUAGGGCUAUUCAUUCGGGGCUCGAGCCCUGGAUGAUUUUAAUCUAGCCCCAAAUGUUUUAUCCCGAAUUUUGCCACUGGAGUAUAGAGGCAUUAAGUAAAUGUUGAUCGUUUUAGUUGAGCACUGUUGCCGUUUACUGUACGUGAUUUUGACUGACAUCUCUCUCAGCGUGCACACACACACACACACACACACACACACACAC
This is a messenger RNA of Hemibagrus wyckioides, 2216 nucleotides long. RefSeq names its product BOLA class I histocompatibility antigen, alpha chain BL3-7-like. The coding region runs from base 120 to 1154 and encodes 344 amino acids. The transcript has 6 exons. Gene Ontology annotation, cellular component: external side of plasma membrane. The record is from RefSeq and is a predicted model, not a curated record. Lineage: Eukaryota; Metazoa; Chordata; Actinopteri; Siluriformes; Bagridae. Gene Ontology annotation, biological process: immune response.